Messenger RNA from Scleropages formosus (Asian bonytongue), 1954 nucleotides. Its product is annotated as cytospin-A-like. Bases 190 to 1566 code for a protein of 458 amino acids. The record is from RefSeq and is a predicted model, not a curated record. Gene Ontology annotation, molecular function: protein binding. Lineage: Eukaryota; Metazoa; Chordata; Actinopteri; Osteoglossiformes; Osteoglossidae. The transcript has 13 exons.
CGCGCGGGCGAAGUCGGUAAAGGGACCGGCGGGGUCGGCCGUCCUCGGGAUGACGAGGCUCGUUACGGUGGCGCCCGGGACCCCGUCCCGCUCCGCCCUUCUGGUGCCGCUCGCUUCCGAGCGGGCGGAGAGGGGGCGCGAUGCGUGCGUGCGGCGCUGCGGGAGGAGCUGGAGAAGACACGGGGAGAGAUGACGCAUCUCCAGGAGCGCUUUGACGAGCUCAAGGAGGACUUCGCCGCUCAUCGCGAGGAGGCCCAGCGGGAGGCGGCGCUGCACGCUGCCAACCUGGAGGAGAAGCAGGUCCGGUUGGAACACCUGAAGGAGGUCGUCUUUGAGCUGGAGGACGAGGUGGAGCAGCACCGGGCCGUGAAGCUGCACGACAACCUGAACAUCGCGGCGUUGGAGGAUUUUGUCCGGAAGCUACAGGACGAGAAACGUGACAUGGAUCGCGAGAUUAAGGCUCUGCAGCGAAAAUACAAGGACGAGUCGGCCGAGUGGGACCGGCUCCGCGCCGAUCUGCACGCGGCCGUGGUGGUGGCCGGUGACAUUGCCUGCAGCGCAAAGGACGAGGUGGAGGCUCUAAGGCGGCGCCUCCUCCAGGCCCGGCGGGAGAACGAUGAGUUGAGCCGAGAACUGGAGGAGCAAAGGAACCACAGGGCAGCCGAGGAGAGGGCCCAGGUGCACACCCACACGAGAGACCCGUGUGCUCUGAGCUCGGGGACGAGGCCCAACCGCUGGUGCUCCACGUUCUCCUCGCCUAACGUCAGGAGCCUCAUCAGGUCCUUCGACUGCGUCUCGCAAGGUCCAACACCGGGCCCCAGUUGUUUGGCCGCAGCGUCAGUCGGGACACCUUUCAGCUGCAGCCCCCUGAAGAGCCCACCAGCAGCCACUGUCUACCCCCUUCAGAGACCCUGUGUUGAUGGAACCCCUCCAGUUGCCCAUGACCCCUCCUUCCCUACACGCGGUGUGUUCGACAAAUCUGCAGAGAACAUCACCUCCACAUCACAGGUGUAUGAUCUUGGUGUAGCUGCUGACGUUGUGUCUGACGUGGUCUCCUCCACAGCCAGCCCAGUUUCCAGCUGCAGCAGGGAGAAAGUCCAGAAGGAUGUGGACCCACACAGCGCUACCGUGGCCCUGAACUCUUCUUCACGGCCCUGCUCCACAUCCGCCGUGCCGGUGUCACAAGGUGUCCCCCGGGAGCAGCAAACAGACCCCUGGUCAACACUGGUGCACAGGACUGGAGAGUCCAGGUGGAACGCGCUACUCAGGUGGUGCCAGAGGAAGACUCGAGGGUACCAGAACAUCCACAUAAAGAACUUCAGCAGCAGCUGGCAUGAUGGCCUGGCUUUUUGCGCCAUCCUCCACUCCUACCUGCCAAAACACGUCCCUUUCUGGGAGCUAAACAGCCAGGACAAGAGGAGGAAUCUGAUGCUGGCCUUGACGGUGACACAGAGUAUAGGAAUUAAGUGCACUUUGGAUGUUGAUGAGAUGAUGUGGACGGAGAGACCCGACUGGCAGAGCGUGAUGACCUACAUCAUUUCCGUCUACGAGUAUUUUGAGACCUGAAUUACUGUCCCUUUGCCCAAAGGACUGACAGAUGGCCUCCCACCCCUGCAUCCCUACUCCGUGCCAUGAUGUGGUAAAUACCCCGGAUACCACUCAGCACAGAGGUGGCUGCAGGGAAGAGGGCUGUCACGUCCAUUCUGCACAAAGAUCUCGUCACAGGCUGCGUCCAGCAUACAGUCGCAUGUAGUUUUCCUUUUUAUUUUCUUUUAAACGGUUCAAAACUCUUAAAUUCACAGUUUCAUUCUAACUGUAGAGGUCAUAUUAGUGAAAUGGCAACAGAAAAAAAGAUUUCUUCAGCAUGUUGAUUUUUAAUACCUUUUCACAAAAAUGUGGUUUUCUGAAUAUUUUUGGUCACAAUGUCACCAUAUUUGGACAGGCUGACAAAAUA